Molecule: messenger RNA, 1696 nt
Organism: Chrysemys picta bellii (western painted turtle)
Lineage: Eukaryota; Metazoa; Chordata; Testudines; Emydidae
Source: RefSeq, a predicted model, not a curated record
UCUUGCUGCCGGGGAUCCCCUCCCGCACGGCCUCCGCUCCCCGACUCACUCUGCCCUCAUUGGCUCAGGGCUGGCAGCUGCGGGGACAGAGCUGAGCAGACACAGACAAAGGGAGAAGUUGGCAGAGAGGUUUGCGCCCUGGGAGGAACCAAGAGCACAUGUGUGCAGCCCUGGGCCCCUCGUCCCGCUGCUCUGACGUCUCCCUGAGCCCGUUUCCCCUGCCGGGAUGCUGCUCCCUCUGCUGCUCCUGCCCUGGGCAUGGGGGGCUCUGGACGCCUCCCCUCCUGUCCCCACAGAGUCUCUCACUCUCCGGCUGCUCCAAACCAUCAUCUUCCACAACGCCAGCUCCACGGACAUGCAGGGGACGGCCCUGCUGGGCGACCUGGAGACUCACUCCCUGGACUGCAGGACCUGCAAGGUCCGCUUCCUGCAGCCCUGGGCCCAGCAGGGCCUGACCCCAAAGCAGUGGCAGGACCUGGAGAAGUUGAUCUAUAACAAUCUGUCCAACUUCAUCCGUAUGGUGAACGAUCUGGUUAAGCAAGAAGGAGAGGGCUUUCCAGACCCCUUUGUUACCCAGUUCACCGAGGGCUGCGAGCUCCACCCCAAUGGCACUCCCAGGGGAUUCUGUGAUGCUGGGAUGAACGGCGAGGACUUUGUCAGCUUUGACACGGAGAGCGGCAAAUGGGUCGCUCGCCAGGGGGAUAAACUGACUCUCAAAGCCCAGGAGAUUCUUAACUACAACCGGGUUGUGGCCAUCACGCUUCAGUUUCUCCUGAGAAUGACGUGUGUCAAUCUGAUCAAGAGCUUUGUCCAGUAUGGGAAAGAGUCUCUGGAGAGGCAAGAGCGGCCGGUCGCCGUGGUGUUUGCCCGAGCGCCUCCCUCAGCCGGGACCCCCGCGCCGGUACUGCUGGUUUGCCGGGUCACCGGUUUCUACCCCCGGCCCGUCCGCGUGGCCUGGCUGCAGGACGGGGAGGAGGUGGGGCCGGGCUGGUGGCUGAACUCCAGCGGGAUCCUGCCCAACGCGGACCUGACCUACCAGCUGCGCAGCUCCCUGGCCGUGGAGCCGGGUGCCGGGCACAGCUACGCCUGCCGGGUGCAGCACAGCAGCCUGGGGGGCCGGAGCCUGCUGGUCCCCUGGGAGCAGAGCAGGCCCUGGGGCCCCGGCCUGGUCGUGGGCAUCACCCUGGGGGUUGUGGCCGUAGCCGCCAUGGCCGUGGUGCUGUGGCGGAGCAGACGCAGGUGAGUCCUCCCCUCUCUGGGGUGGGGGUGGGUCCGUUACACCCCCUAACCCAUCCCCUCUGCUCUCUCCUUCCAGGGGCUACCAGGAUGUUGGACCAGGGGAGUCCAGGCCCUGAGGGAGCGGCACCGGCCCCAGACCCAGCAUGGGGAUCGGCCCCUCUCCUGGGGACAUGGACCUUGGGGCUGGAUCUGUGCUCGGCUCCAGAGCUCAGGGCCCCAAGGGCAGGACUGGAUCGGGGCCCUGGGAGAUCGGGGCCCGGGGUGGGAUUCUCCUCCCUCUGGACGUUGGGGGCACGUUGGACACUUGGGGCACUGUGGGAUCGCGGGGGUCCAGGAUCCACAGGGAGCCGGCGCUGGCCUGUGCCGUUCAAUAAACCCUUCAGGGAGGGGCUGUCCAGUGGACCCCACCGGGGGCUGUAGGAGCCAGGGUCUGGGUGCAGGGGUCAGACACAGCUAC